GGAAGUGAUGUACGGGGAAUGGCUGGGUUGGCCCUUCUCGCUUCCCGUCGGAGUUCGCGGAACCUUCCCUGGGCUGCUGCGGCCGGUGGGCUGAGGGGAUACGCAGGCGGCGGCGACGCCACCAUGCCUAAGAAGGUCGGUCGGAGAGCGCGGAGGCUCCGAGCUUCCAGACUAGCCGCCCUGAGGGUCCGAAGGUUGAAAUGUAAAAGACGUCGUGUCCCUCCAGGGGGCGCACGCGGGUCUCCCCCUUCCUCAGCCCAAGCCUCACAACAACCCUGUGAGGUAGGCUAGGCAGAGAGCGAGGCAGGGAUGGUGCAGUGAGCUUCGUGGCCUCCCAGGGCUUAGUGCAACCCUCGCCUUGGAUAGGGCUGCCAUACGUCCGGGUUUCCCCGGACACGUCCUGCAGUUCGCCUCCGAAAAGGGAGUCUUGAAUUAUUUUUCGGAAACCGGGCAAAUCAACAUAUAUAUAAAUAAUAUAGGUACAGUGGUACCUCGGGUUACAUAUGCUUGAGGUUACACACUCCAUUAACCCAGAAAUAGUGCUUCAGGUUAAGAACUUGGCUUCAGGAUAAGAACAGAAAUCGUGCUCCGGCAGCGCGGCGGCAGCAGGAGGCCCCAUUAGCUAAAGUGGUGCUUCAGGUUAAGAACAGUUUCAGGUUAAGUACGGACCUCCGGAACAAGUUAAGUACUUAACCCGAGGUACCACUGUAAAGGGACCCCAGUCGUGACCGACUGGGGUUGCUGCGCUCAUCUCGCUUCAUUGGCUGAGGGAGCCGGCAUACGGCUUCCAGAUCAUGUGGCCAGCAUGACUAAGCCGCUUCUGGCGAACCAGAGCAGCGCACGGAAACGCCAUUUACCUUCCCGCCGGAGCGGUACCUAUUUAUCUACUUGCACUUUGAUGUGCUUUCGAACUGCUAGGUGGGCAGGAGCAGGGACCGAGCAACGGGAGCUCACCCCAUCGCGGGGAUUCAAACCGCCGACCUUUCGAUCAGCAAGCCCUGGGCUCUGUGGUUUAACCCACAGCACCACCCACGUCCCUAUAAAUAAUAUAUAUAUUAAUAAUAAUAAUAUAUGUACAUACACCACCCUAGACCCGGAGAUCUCAGGGCGGUUCACAGAACAACAAAUGUCCUGGAAAACCUGCAGUGGGUUAAAUUGUGCCAAAGCACAUAAAAAAAGCUCCAAAACUCAAAAAUACUUUUUGUGUGUGCAUAUGUGCAUAUAAUUUUUAUUAAAUUUUCUGCUUUGCAAUUUAGAAUAUUCAUUUAAACAACAUUAAAAUGUCAAUGACUUCCCUUCUUCUCUUUCCAUGGUUCAUUAUUGCAUACCAUAAAUCCCUGCAUAUUUUACAUAAACUAAACCAGUCAGUAUUCCAUUAUUACAUCCAUCAAAACUUGUUUGCACUGUUGAAUUUAUCUUAAUGCCAACGUUUUCAAGUGUACACAAUCCCCCCCCAUAUAUUCAAUAAACAUUUUUCAAUCUUCUUCAAAUGUAUGUUCUUCUUGUUGUCUUAUUCUGUACGUUAGGUCCACAAGCUGCUCAUAUUCCAGCAGUUUAAGUUGCCACUCUUCUUUAUUUGGGACCUCGCUCAUUUUCCAUUUUUGGGCCAACAAAACACGGGCCGCAAUAGUGGCACACAUAAAUAACAUUUUUUGACACCUCAAAAAUUCUUGUAGCUUUUAUGGAAAAUAAAGUUUGACGACUUUGAUUCCUCUAAAACACACACACAAACACAACUCAACAACUUGGGGCAGGGGCAAAGCUCAACAAUUCUGACCUGAUUUUCACUUUUGGAGAUAUGGCAACCCUAUCUUAGAAUCACAGAAUUAUUAGACAGAAUAAUAUAAUGGCACCUUAGAGACGAAUAAAUAAUAUUGUGGCAUGAGCUCAUCACACGCAUACAGGCAUGCAUGCCUAAUUUUGUCUGCCGCUUUUCCAUAGUUAAGGCCCUGCUCAAGGCGGCUUACAACAUUUCGGGGGGGGGGGAAUCGCAUAACUGCAAACGUAACAAAAUAAAAUGCGUAAAGCGCACAACCAAAUUGAAUGAUUUCCACAUAAAUUAUAAUGAGUUUUUUUUUUAUUAAAAAAAUCAGUAACAGCACCACCACCCCUCCCCCAUCCCUUGCAACAGCCUAGAAGCUGUAAUCAGUUAGAUCAGAGCAGGCUUCCUCAACCUCGACCCUCCAGAUGUUUUUGGCCUACAACUCCCAUGAUCCCUAGCUAGCAGGACCAGUGGUCAGGUAUGAUGGGAAUUGUAGUCUCAAAACAUCUGGAAGGCUGAGGUUGAGGAAGCCUGGGUCAGAGGGAAAUGAAAUGCCAAAAGGGCUAAUGCCAAAAGUGGUGGACGGUUCCGUUAGAUCCAGAAAACUUAACAGAAUUGCAACAUUCCAAUAAACUUUUAAUGAUUUGUCCCUCUACUUUUUGCUUUUCACUUCCCAUUGGCUGCAGUUCUUAAAGCUUCCUUCCCUCACCACCACAUCUUUAUAUACCUGCAAGUGAGGAUUAUGCUUCAUGCGUCUUAAUGGAGUGCAACCUAGUUCACCAAAGUUAACAAAGUUUGUUAUUCCACAGGACUCUUGUUAACUUUGCUGUGACUGACUGAUGCAGCUACGCCACUGGAAAUGGUUACAAAGGUUCUUGUGGAACAUACCAGACAAAACAGACUUAUGAUAGCAGAAGCCAGUUCUCACAGCCAGUCAGCAACUGAAAUUAGGAGAUAGUUUGAAUUUUUAGGGGGUGAGGAUGCUGCCUAUUACCAGGGGUUUGUGAACUUCUGGGUAGAGAUACAUUUGGCAGAGAUGAGUCAAUGCCUUUGAAACUUUUUGCAAGCCAUUUGAUUCAGCAGUCUUAAUAUUGUAGUUUCAGAUAUGCUUAAGCUGCCUUUCAAGGCAGUCUUUACAAGGCAGCAUAUGUUAUAGCAAUGUUUUAUUUUUAAAAUGACAUUAUACAGUUCAAAUCACAAUGAUACAGCCUGUUUAAAUGUUUACUGUGCAAUAAAAUGCAGUGAAAAUUAACAAAACCUAUACAAUAAAAUAUUUAAAUUAAAAGCAAAGUAAAACAUGAGGCUUUUUCAACUUUGCUUCCCCUGCCUGCACUCUCUGGCUCAUCAUGUUUCUCUGUUCUGUUUUAAGGGAAAAACACAGAGUAAGGAUAUAGCAAAGUCUUCGGUUCCUUCAGGCCCUGUGGCAACAGAUAAAAGUGGCUCCGUUACCAUCUCUGUCCAUGCCAAACCUGGCUCCAAACAAAAUGCUGUAACAGGUAUGUUGGAAGUUGGAGGGGAUAAUGUUUUUAAUUCCUUGUUAUGGGAAAUUUUCUUUGUGCAAAUCUUGGGUUGGUUCCUGGAAGAGGCAGAAAACUCCUAGAACUUAGAUGUGGACUGGAUGCAAAAGGCCCUCUGAGCGGCCAGUACUCAGCAACUCAUCUGAGGGUCCAUUUAUUGGAAAAGAAGGAAUGGGAGGGUGAACUGCCUUACAGCUGUUACAUGUGUUAAGGGGGGUAGAAAAGCACGAUAAAAAUUCUCAUUUUUCCCCAUUUUUUAAAUAUGAUAAAGUAUGUGAAGCUAAUGAAAACAACACAUCCAUAAAACAGCACUAAAGGUUUGUACAUAAACUAGGAUAAAACAAUAUGAAUCAGCAUGGUUUAAAAGCUUGGGGAAAUGAAAAUGUUUGUGCCUGGUGCCAAAUGGGAUUAAAGUUGAUGCUAGGCUAACCUCUUUGGCAAAGGCAUCUCAAAGAUGGGGUGCCGUUGCUGAAUAGGUUUUCCCCCUAGUAGCCAACACACUUCAUAUUGCGGGGCACCCUGAGAAAAACCUCUGAUGAUGCCUUCAGUUUAUGGGUAGAUACCCUAGAUUCAAGCUGUAAAGGACUUCAAAGGUCAAAACUAGUACUUUGAAUUGGGUCUGGAAAUUGACCAAGUUCCAGUGCAGUGGACAAAUCUCCACUAUAAUAUGAUCAGUCCCUGUUAGUAAUCUAGGAGGUUUGUUCUGAAGUAACUGCAGGUUCCAGAUUAUCUUCAGAAGACAGCCCCAUGUAGAAUGCAUUGCAGUAGUCUAACCUUGAAGCUGCCAGAGCAUGGAUCACUGAAGUCAGCCUAUUUCAGCUUAGAUAGGGAUACAGCAAGUGAACCAUCCUAAACUGGUAAAACUGGAACGUUCUUCACAGGAAGUGUAAUUCGGCCCCAAACAGGGUGAACUCCACUCAUCUAGUGUUUUAUCUGGGUAAAACUUUAAGCUUAUUAGCACUUAACCAGUCCAUAAACCGUAGUCAGCGCCAGUUGCUGGGGAACACAAGUAGAGAGAAGAACACUGUUAUGUGGGCUUCCUGGCUGUUUGAACACAGUGAGAACAGGAUACUGCAGCAGAUGGGCCUUUGGCCUGAUUCAGCAGGGCUCAUCUUAAAAUCUCAGUCAACACCAAUUUAGCACUUCAACAUUCUUGUUUGCAAUGUGUGUUUACCCCAGAUCACCAGAUGAUCUCACCCGCGAGUUUCAUGUUGAUGGUAUAUGAAAGUUUCCAAAGAAGCAUUUUAUGGUUUGAACAUCACAAAAAGCUUAAUGAGUAUCUGAGUAAUAAAAGCCUUAAAAUACUCCUUGCAGAUGUGACGACAGAUGCAGUGGGUGUGGCCAUUGCUGCUCCUCCUUCCGAAGGGGAGGCCAAUGCAGAGCUAUGUCGCUACCUCUCUAAGGUCCUCGAGGUUAAGAAGAGCGAGGUUGUGUUGGAGAAGGUAUUCCAUUCUCUCUCUUUUUAAUAUGUUAUAUGUGGGGCUCUUGAAACUUAUUCAUGCUGAUUAACCGUGGCAGGUCACUUUUGCCAACUUUCAUUUUACCAGCAUGGGGAACGCUCUUAAUCCAACUGAUAUACGGUAAAAAGUAGGAGGGGACCAAUUCCUGCAAAAGGUUGUCUUGAAGAACUAGAAAUGGCUGUCUAACCACAGGCCUUGGAAGAGAUGUUGAUGGACAUAGAAGAGGCGGAGAUAUGAUAGCUAUCUUCAAAUAUCUAAAGGGCUGUCGCAUGGGAGAUGGAGCAAGCUUGUUUUCUCCUGCUCCGGAGGGUAGAACAUGAACCAAUGGCUUCAAGUUACAAGAAAGGCAAUGUUAGAAACUGAUAUAUGAAAGCUAGGAGCUAAACGGCACCUUAAACCUAAGUUAUGGGUGCAACAACAGAAUGUCUAGGCAUGCUUUUUUUAAUAAGAAUUCAAAGCUGAAAAUGAAUGAACUGCAGCUGAAAUAUUAUGUUCAUUUUUCACAUGGUCUAGUCCUUUCCCUGUCCACCCCCCUAAUAUUCAUAAGAGGGUCUUCAGAGAGUAGCUGGAAGUGGGGAGGCAGAAAAAGGUCCUCGUUUCCUUCCACUCUGCAGUUUUAAUCUGAAAUCUUAGGCGUAGUACUGUGCCCAGAGCUCGGAAACCACUCGUGCUAAUGAAAUUCCGUCACAAAACGUGCCUAGAACAAUGGGAGUUUCGAACACUGAAGAAGGGAGAUUCCAACUGAACAUCGGGAAGAACUUUCUGACAGUAAGAGCUGUUCGACACUGGAAUGGACUCCCUCAGAAGGUGGUGGACUCUCCUUCAUUGGAGGCCUUUAAAGAAAGGUUGGAUGACCAUCUGUCAUGGACCAUCUGAUAUUCCUGCAAAGCAGAGGGUUUGACUAGAUGACCCUCAUGACCCUUUCCAACUCUACAAUUCUCUCUGCCAUCAGCUCCAGCAAGCAUGGCUAAUGGUCAGGAGUGACCGGGUUUGUAGUCCAAUUCUCUGUUCAUUAUUGUCAUUCACAUUAAUUGAUCCUUUAAAUAUUGUCCAUGACUUUUUCAAACUCUUUAAGGAGUCCAGUGAGUGCCUGAUAGCAGCUGAUGCUGUAGCGUUGCUGUAGCUAAGCAGGCACAGAAACUUGGUCAGAAACUUGGAUUGGAGAUGACCAGGAGUCCCAUGUAGAAACGUUGUCAAAAUAUGCAGGUGUUAAUGUGUGAAAUCAUCUUAAAGUUAUUUGCUUUUUUAUUAAAACAGGGAGGCAAAUCUCGAGAAAAAGUAGUGAAGAUUUUGGCACCAGUGACUCCCAAUGAAGUUUUAGAGAAGCUGAGAAAAGAAGCUGCCAGCUGAGACUUUUCCAAAGCAAUAAAUGAGCAAAGUCGUCUCAGCAGGUCGUUUUGCUGAAGGUGAAGGACAAAGAAGGUUAUACACAGGAGAGCACAUUUUAAAAGGUGGCAGAGAAGCUCAACAUGCAUCUGUGGACAACCGCAAAGAUGAAUUUACAAGGUGUGGAUACACUAAUGUCAUAACACAAGGUACAAAACCUAAUGUUAUUUGAGAGAGCCUCAGGACUCCAAGACUUCAUUAAUUGGAAAAGAUGAAAAUUGUGGUAUAAUCGAUAUUAUUUUAUUGCCAGAAUUUAUAUACUGCUUAAUUGACGUAAACCUCCUAAGUGGUUUACAUUGGACAAUAGCAACUAUUCAUUAAAAUCACCAAUAAAAACAAAUGUUAAAAACCAGCUGACAUAACAUUGAUGAGAAUAUAAAUAAAACCAACAGUUUUUAAAGCAGAUACACAUAAAAAAAUGAUAUUCAAAUUACACGUCUGGGUAGGUAGACUCACCUAAAGUGUGUAGCAGGUGCUGAAAUCAACACAGCGAAGGCACCUGUCUAACAUCAAUGGGCAGGGAGUUCCGAAGAGUAGGUGCUACCAAACUCAAGGAUCAGUGACUUGGAAAUGCAGAACAAGCAUAAUGUGGCACUUGUAAAAGUGGCAGUUCUGCAAACUGAUGUGGGCAAAUGAGCACAUCGGGCAGUGCUCUCUUUUUUAUAUAUGCGGGGUGUGUGGAUGUGCCGGUACUCACCAUGAAGUUGUUGAAGUAAGUGCCGGUACCGCGUACCCUUAAGUACUCUUAGGUACCGGGGGGGGGGAGCACUACAUGUGGGGCAAGGUGAUCCUUUUUGAUGGGUCACUGCUGGAAGUUCUCCAAAUAGCAUUUUAUAUAGUAGCCUGGAAGCAGAUUACUGUUUUUGGAAGUGUUAAAAUGUUGAACUUAGUUGCCUGUGUGUGCACUCAACCCAAGAACGUCUCUAGAAAAUAGGUUUUGCAGGUUGCCGUGGUUUAAUAAUUUGUAAAACCUGUUUAGCCAAAGACUAUCACCCUGCAAAUAUAUGGGAAAAGAUUAAGAAAUGCAUGCAUGAUUCAAAGGUGGUCCUGGGUCUUGUUGCAACCCACCUUGGAUCAGGCUGCAGCAUGUUAGUGGGUGCCAACCCACCAGCUGAAGACCAGGGGUGUAGACAAUACUGAACUGAAUGGACCGGUUUCAUGUGUUACUCUGUGUUGGGCUGAGAGAAAGAGAGGAACUGGCCCAAGGUCACCCAGUGGACUUCAUGGCUGAAUUUGGGAUUUGAACCCUGCUUUCGCAGGUCCUAGUCUAACACAUCCAAAACAUCUGGAGCAUUCCAGCUAGGGUGGGGAUCAUUCACAUGGUCUCUCGUCGGAGCCUUGUAAAUGGUGCUGAGCCUUUGCUUCCUGGUUCUAAGAUGUUUAGGCAAGUGCGGGGUUUCUUUGAAUUUUUUUCCUCCAGAAGCCGAGCAGAAGAACAAAGUUGAACUGGUUGUGUUAUGCUUCAAGCACUUGGUGUAAUAGGGUGCAUUUAAAUUAAAAAAAAUUAGCCAAUCCUUUCAUAUCCUUUUGAUUCACGAGGCGUAUAGUUUUAGGACCCACUUUAUUUCUGAGAUUUCAAGAUGCUUUAAACUGCUUUUAGUAUUGUGCUUUAAUUGUUGUACCCCCCCCCCACCUCGGGGGCUCAGAACAACACUGAACACCAAGCCACUGGAUACCUUGAAAUGGAACCGGGUGGAGGAUCUGUUUCACUGCAAGUGUUAUGUGGUGGGCCGGGCUGUUGACAAAGCCUUCUUUCACCUCCUGUGACCCACGGUUUGCCUCCCACAGAGCCAAGGGCACAGUCACCACAGCACUGUUUAUCACCUUUGCUUAAGGCUCUUUGUGAAGCUAAUUGAACGUCAACUCCUCGCAAACGCCUCAUAAUCUCCAGACCGCCCCACCUAGUGUUGGGCUGCCUCUUUUAUAGCCAUAAUGUUGUCCUCUGGGCAAUCCCCACUUGCUUUCCCGUCUUCUGAUAUGGCCUCUGGUGGUCAGGGCCGCUGCCUAUUUUCAUAGUGAAGCUAAAGAGGGAAGCUGGCUUCUCUUCCCUAUUCCUUACCACCAGCAGCACGGCCAUUUUGAACUCUGGCUCCCCCUCAGCCUCAACUGGCACGGCCAUUUUAGGCCAUAGCUCCCCCUCACCCCCAGGCAGCAUAAGCAUGGUGGGUGGGGCUUAUGGGAGUCGUAGUCCAAAACAUCUGGAAGGCAAUGAGUUGAGGAAGGCCAAUGCAACCUCAUCCAAGCUUCCAAAAGAAGAAGGAAAGAGGACAUUCAUCUAAGGAACCACAAACCCAGGGACACACAAAGCUAAGAAUGGAGUAUUAUUUCAUUCUGAAAACUCAGAAUGCUAAAGAAUUUUAUUUCAUUUUUAAAGGGGAUGGGGAAGGGAUGUAUGUAGGAAGACACUCUUGGGAAAUUUAUUCCUUUACAAAAUGAAAAACGUACAUUUGUGGGGGGGGGGGUUUACAAACCAAGUCAACAUAUUCCACCGGUGAGAGCAGUGCCAACUUGGCAGAAGUGUCCAGCUCUUCUGCCCUGCAUGUCACUGGCACCCAAAGCUCAUCACGUGUCCAUCUCCUCGUCCCACUUGGUGGUGUCAGGCAGCACAUGAAAUCGAGGAACAUGGAGGCCUGCAGCCCGGCCUCUGGAGUGCCGUGUAUGGUAGGAGAGGCUCCACAGCUGCUUUGAUCCCUUUGUAUUGCAAGAGGCUCUCUGGCGUCUCAGGCUUGAGGAGGAUUCCCACCACUGCCUGAGCCUCGAGGUAGUUCCGCGAGUUUGUGUUCCACGUGAUGGAAAACUUCAGCACAGCCUCUGGAAGAAGGGGUUUGGGGAAGACACGUCAGGAAGGAGUGCAAGUUGCAGGCAGCGUGGCCACCUUGAACCAACACACCUCUCUUGCGAAGCGUGGCCAGGUCUGGGCACACAUCUGACCUGCGCCUUUCUUCAAGGCAGGGAAGCAGAUCCAACACCCCUCCCCACCUAGUAGAAAAGCAGCCUGCGGUGCUGGUGGGAGGUUUUGAAUCAGAAAAAUGCCGGGGGGGGGGGCGCAGGGUCAAGCAACCUCUCCUCUCACCCCUCUUUCUUCUUAAACUUGCAACUUUCCCAUGGCUGUUGUUCAAAAGGACAAAAGAAGACUUUGCGAAAGGGCACCUGCUGGGUAAUUAAGUUCAGCACACACGCACACCUUUAGAGGUCGUCCCUGCAGCAUACAAACUAACCUUUCUGGUCUUUCCGAAGCUUCAGGAGGUUCUUUCCCAAGUCGUUAUUAGUUAUUAUUAAUGAACUCCAUUUGCAUGUAGGAACUCCUAUGACUACAAUUAAUGGUGGGAGGGGUGACUGAGUUUAUUCCAGACUACAUGGCUUACAGGAAUGGGUUUUAUAAUAUUUAUAAAAGUACAACAACAACAAUAUGCACUAUAAUCUUUGCUCUAGUAUUACAGAGCUGGCGUAGCUAAUUUGAGGCUGUGUACACACCAUACAUUAAAAGCAUUAUUGCUUCUCCCCUGUAAGAAUCAUGGGAACUGUAGAUUACCCUUCUACCACAUAGCUACAAUUUGUAGCACCCUUUACAAACUGUAGUUCCCAGGAUUCUUUGGGAGAAAUGUGCUUUUAAUGCCUGUUUUUGCUGCAGCAGGCAUGCUCAGCUACCCCUCUGGAAGCUCAAUCCCACAGAAAGCUGUGAUGGCCACCAACUUGGAUGGUUUUAUGCAGGAGAAGGCUAUCAAUGGCCACUAGGCACGAUGGCUAUGCUCUACCUCCACAGUCAGUGGCAGUAACGUUUGUGAAUAGUAGUUGCUGGAAGAUGCAGGAAGGGACUACAGAAUGCUCUUGUUUCUGCAGGCCUCUGGUUGGCCAUUGUGAGAACAGGAUGCUGGACUAGACAGGCCAAUGUGGCCUCAUCCAGCAGGCACUUCUUAUGUCUUUACGUGGUUCAAGGGUAGAGAUUGUGAGAAGGCAUCUUCCAAAGCAAUCCCACCCCACAAAUAGCUUUGGAGCCUUCUUGCCUCUAGCCUAGCCCUCACCCCUUUUCCUGUUUCUGCUGGAGUCUUCUUUUGCUUGCCACGCCUGCUCUUCCGGCCAACGCUGCCAGUGACAGAUCUUAAAAACAUGGGGUCGGUGAGAUUCAGAAAUCGCAGCACCUUGUGCCUGCUGGACCUCCUGAGCGGAGCGGGUUGUGUCUUGCUCCUCGUGAAGUACGGUGAAAUGUGAGGAGUGUUGCAAGCUGGUGCAGAGGCAGAAGGUCUGGCCGAGAUGGUAGAGCACGGCUUCUCUGUCAGGGGCUUCUUCCUAACCCAGUAGAACACCAGUAUCAUAUGCCUCUUAGAUGGGUUGGACAUGCUGAAGAAGGUGCUGGAGGCCCAAAGACCAGGGUGACUUCAAAGCGGAGGACGCAGCAGGCAGUUCCCUAUCAAUGGUGCCAAAUCCAAGCAAAGGUUAGCUCCAGUCCUGUUAAAUCGAUCCAGCAAUUAUGAACGUUAAAUAAGGGAUUAAUUCCUCAGGCAGUAUGAAAAGACUCUAUGUGGCUUUUGAAUAGAUGGGAGCCCCCAACUACUGCCACUGUUGACAGCCUGUUGCCCCUUCACUCUGCUUGAAUGUGUUACGUCACAAUGGUUCCUUCAUCAGGUGUUUCUGAGCAUGAAAAUGCUGUUGGGAGUUUCAGCAAUGAAGGCUCAGGCAUAACAUACUGUUUGAAAGUCUGAACAUUUCCUCUUUUUUUUUCAUUUAACAAAAUUUAUAUACCACUUUUAUAAUUUAUAUACAAAUUAUUAGGAGAGGAAGUUAAAAAUAUACUGUAGUUUAUUCACUUAUAGGCUAGUUGACACACUUUAUUCCUUCUUAUACUUCUAUCCCACCUUUCCUUCACAGAGCAUACACACUUCAGCCUCCACCUUCUCCAUUUUAUCCUGACAGCAAUAUUGUGAGCUAGGGCCAUAGCUCAGUGGCAGAACAACUGCUUAGCAUGCAGAAGGCAUCAGGUUCAGUCCCCAGCAUCUCCUGGUGGGACUGGGAGAGGUCCUGCCUGAAAUCUUGGAGGGCUGCUGCCCAUCAGCGCAAACCAAGUAUCUUCAGCCUUUGAAGACCCAGGACCUACUUUGAAUCAUACAUGCAUUUGGGGACCCAUUUCUUAAUCUUUUCCCAUAUAUUUGCAGGGUAGUAGCGCUCUUGUUGCAACCCACCUUGGACCGGGCUGCAGCAUAUUAGUGGGUGCCAACCCACCAGCUGAAGACCAGUGGUGUAGACAAUACUGAACUGAAUGGGCCAGUUUCAUGUGUUACUCUGUGUUGGGCUGAGAGAAAGAGAGGAACUGGCCCAAGGUCACCCAGUGGACUUCAUGGCUGAGUUUGGGAUUUGAACCCUGCUUUCACAGGUCCUAGUCUAACACAUCCAAAACAUCUGGAGCAUUCCAGCUAGGGUGGGGAUCAUUCACAGGGUCUCUCAUCUGAGCCUUGUAAGUGGUGCUGAGCCUUUGCUUCCUGGUUCUAAGAUGUUUUGGCAAGUGCAGGGUUUCUUUGAUUUUUUUUCCUCCAGAAGCCGAGCAGAAGAACAAAGUU
Molecule: messenger RNA, 11677 nt
Organism: Podarcis lilfordi (Lilford's wall lizard)
Lineage: Eukaryota; Metazoa; Chordata; Lepidosauria; Squamata; Lacertidae
Source: the annotation of a GenBank genome assembly